Messenger RNA from Hypanus sabinus (Atlantic stingray), 1031 nucleotides. RefSeq names its product synaptonemal complex protein 3 (gene sycp3). Gene Ontology annotation, cellular component: synaptonemal complex. The record is from RefSeq and is a predicted model, not a curated record. NCBI's taxonomy places the organism in Eukaryota, Metazoa, Chordata, Chondrichthyes, Myliobatiformes, Dasyatidae. Gene Ontology annotation, biological process: spermatid development; meiotic cell cycle. The coding region runs from base 76 to 807 and encodes 243 amino acids. The transcript is spliced from 9 exons.
GGCGCCACCCGGACGGAGACUUCCCGCCUAAAUCGGACAGGCGUCGGGCGACGGGUCCGAUUAUUUGGGGAGAAAAUGGCUCAUAAAACAACAGGACGCAGAAAUUGUGCUAAAAACCAGAAGGAGAAAACAACCUAUGAUCCAUUGUAUGAUUUCAGUGAGGAAAAUGAGAAAAAAUUGGGUUGCAGUUAUGAGGAUGAUAAACUAGAGGAUGCUGCGUUGCCACUCGCGAGGAAACGGACGAUGGCCAGCACAGGCAUUGAACAGGAAGAGGAAAUGGACGAAAUUAGCGUUGGCAGUGAUGUGGCCACCAUGCUUGAGCGAUUUGGAGCUGAUAUUAAUAAGGCUAUCUUGGCUAAGAAGAAACGACUGGAGGUGUACACAAAAUCCUCAUUAAAGACCAGCAACCAAAAGAUAGAGCAAGUUUGGAAAGUGCAACAAGAAGAAAGGCAAAAGCUUUCGGAUGAUUAUUGUAAGCAGUUUACUGGAAUCUUCCAGCAAUGGGAGAAAGAUAUUCAGAAGGCCAAAGACCAAGAAGAGAAAAUAGAAAACCUGUUUCGGCAGCAACAGAAGCUUUUCCAGCAGAUGAGGGUGGUCCAAGGACAAAGGCUGAAGAGCAUUAAGCAGUUGUUUGACCAGUUCCUGAAGAACUUGGAGGAGCUGGAGAAAAGCCACACUGAACAGCAGUCAGCCGUGCAGAGUGAGCUUCGCAAAGAGAUGGCACUCUUUCAGAAACGAAUUUUAAUGGACACCCAACAACAGGAGAUGGCUACAGUGCGCAAGUCCCUACAGUCCAUGCUGAUGUGAUGUCAUUCAGUGGAUACCCAUCCUUCACAGUGCCUAGUGGCUGUUUUAUAUUAAAAGCUUUUUCAUGUUGCUGCAACAAUCUCAGUUUAUUGUUAUUAUCUCAAAGUUCAAAAUUUAGUCAUCUCAGUCUUUGUAAUCUCAAAGCUUGGUUAUAAAGCUGCCUUCUCAGUAUGUUUAUUUCUUCAAUGCCAAGUCACUAUAUUGAAAUUAUUAACCAGAAUAAA